UUAGCCCCUCUGGCUGAACUGCUACCAGAUAAACCCAAGAGGUCUGCUCUGAACCAGCUCACUAGGGCUCUCCUGCGUAAAUACGACUGUGGAGUGAGACCUGUUCAGACCUGGACCAGUCCCACACUAAUCUACAUAGACCUCAUCCUGCAGUCAGUUCUUGAUGUGGAUGGAAAGACCCAGCAAGUUACCACAAGCAUUUGGUACCGGCAGAUCUGGACGGAUGAGUUCCUGGUGUGGGAUCCUGAGGAGUUUGAUGGGAUCACUGAGAUCUCACUGUCCUCUGACACCAUAUGGGUUCCGGAUCUAAUCAUCAGUGAAUUUGUGGAUGUAGGAGAGUCUCCGGCCAUCCCCUACGUGUAUGUCAACUCUUCAGGGAUGGUGAAGAACAACAAGCCCAUCCAGGUGGUGUCUGCAUGUGACCUGGAGAUGUAUGCCUUCCCCUUCGACAAGCACAGCUGCCCUCUGACCUUCCGCAGCUGGCUUCACUCUGUGACUGAGGUGAACCUUACCUUAUGGAGGAGUGCAGACGAGAUCGCCAAUAAUCAGAAGUCCUUCAUGGAUGAUGGCGAGUGGGAACUGUUGUCCGUGCCCUCCCGCUAUUGGCAGGUCCACCAGGAUGAAAAAGACUACGCCCACAUCCAGUUCAACGUCUUGAUCCGCCGGCGCCCCCUGCUGUAUGUGGUGAGUCUGGUCAUUCCCAGCAUCUUCCUUAUGGUGGUGGACAUCAUCAGCUUCUACCUGCCACCUAACAGUGGCACGCGCAUCACCUUCAAGACCAGUGUCCUCCUGGGCUACACUGUCUUCAGGGUCAACCUGAUGGAUGAGAUGCCUGCCACUGCCAUCAGAACACCACUCAUAGGGGUGUUCUUUGCCGUGUGCAUGGCUCUGCUGGUGCUGAAUUUAGCCAUUUCCAUCUUGGUAGUGAAGCUCCUUCACCACAAUGAGAAGGAGGUCAAGGAGAUGUCAGUGUCUGCCUGCCUCCUUGACAAGUACGGCUCAUCCAGCCAGACCUUCCUUGAGAGCAACUUCACCUCUGUCAAAACGCUGGACGACGUAGAUCAGUGUGGAGGCUACGAGUUUGACCUAGCUCCAGACGAGGACCUGCUGUCCCUUAGUGAGCCCCAGGAGAGUUCUCCUCAGCUGGAGAGGCUGCUACAGGAAGUGGUGGCCCUGCGACUCUACCUACAGGACGGGGAGAGGGACGACUCAGCUCAGUCUGAAUGGGUGGCCCUCUGCUGCAAGGUGGAUCUCAUUCUGUUCAGAGUUUACCUGUUCAUCCUGGUCGUCUACACCAGCACCCUGGUCAUACUGUGGGCCAGCUGGAGCUCUAUAUGA
Molecule: messenger RNA, 1338 nt
Organism: Esox lucius (northern pike)
Lineage: Eukaryota; Metazoa; Chordata; Actinopteri; Esociformes; Esocidae
Gene: htr3b
Product: 5-hydroxytryptamine (serotonin) receptor 3B
Exons: 8
Biological process (GO): chemical synaptic transmission; signal transduction; regulation of membrane potential
Cellular component (GO): synapse; postsynaptic membrane; neuron projection
Molecular function (GO): extracellular ligand-gated monoatomic ion channel activity; neurotransmitter receptor activity; transmembrane signaling receptor activity
Source: RefSeq, a predicted model, not a curated record